UCACGGCUCAUGCGCAGAUUUUUUAUCGGUAAAACGAUCGGCCGAUUUGCCCAUCAUUGCUGGGAAAAUCGUCCAAUCGUCAAAAUUGUGUACGAAUUUUUGCAACAUGCCCGAUAAAAAAAAUGUGCAAAAAGCCCGAAAAAACGGCCGACCAAUCCACUAACAGUGCGAAAAUCGGUCGAUUUUCGACCCAAAAAUCGGCUGAUUUUUGACCCAUCUAUGGCCUGCAUUAGAG
Molecule: messenger RNA, 235 nt
Organism: Staurois parvus
Lineage: Eukaryota; Metazoa; Chordata; Amphibia; Anura; Ranidae
Source: the annotation of a GenBank genome assembly